AUGGGAGCUAUAUUUUGUACCAAUAUUAAUGGUCAGUAUAUCCGUUGGAAUCACAUUAGUAUUUUAUACGAGCAAGAUAGCAAAUUACCAGGCAAUUUAAGGGAUUGUCCAAAAUUAUCCAGAAACCAUGUACAUCUUAGUGUUUCUGAUAAAAUAAGAGUACGGCUGGCUACCCAAUUGUUAAGUAAUUCUGUUGCUAAUGGCUUAAUGUUUUAUAAAAAAUAUAAUAUUCCUGGCUUAAAUGAUUGUGAUCCAAUAUCCGAAUUUUGUCAAAAGUUUAAUGAUUGUUUGGACGCACUGAACAGAAAAUUUGGUGCUGAAGGACUAAGAGUUAACGGCAAAGACUUUCAGAUGGAAGUAAAAAAAUCAGAAUUUUUAUCUGAUAGCACUGCUUGUGGGCUAAGAAUUACAAUUCAAUCUACUCUUGAACUUUCUGGUUAUUUAAAGUCAUGCUGGAACUUUAAAUAUCUAUUAACAGGGAAAAUUAAUCAAGAUAAACUUGAAAUGUUUUUUGGAACAAUUCGGCAAGCUGCUGGCCAAAAUGAUCAUCCUUCAACCCCUAAUUUUCUCCAAUUGUAUAAACUACUAUCUACUUACAGCAUUUUAAAGCCUCCCAAGAAUGGAAAUUGUACUGUACAUGAUGAUUCUCCAUUAAAACCAAUUAUAUCUAUGACAGAUUUGAAAGAUAUUUAUCAACCUAUAAAAUAUGACUUUGUUGAAAAUUUAAAAACUAAAUUAAACAAUAUCAUUGAAGAAAAAGAAUGGGAAUUCAAUGAUGUUGUUGAACAUGAUUAUACUAAACCGGAAAUUAUAGAUUGUUUAAUUUAUUAUUUAACAGGUCAUAUUUUAUUCAUAUUAAAAAUUUUAAUUGAUACACAAAAUAAAGAUUUAAAAUUAUUUCAGGUUGCCUAUCAAAAUAACUGUUGA
Macrosiphum euphorbiae (potato aphid) is the source of this 927-nucleotide messenger RNA. Lineage: Eukaryota; Metazoa; Arthropoda; Insecta; Hemiptera; Aphididae. The record is from the annotation of a GenBank genome assembly.